This is a messenger RNA of Daphnia pulicaria, 876 nucleotides long. RefSeq names its product cuticle protein 7-like. The transcript is spliced from 2 exons. Gene Ontology annotation, cellular component: chitin-based extracellular matrix. The record is from RefSeq and is a predicted model, not a curated record. NCBI's taxonomy places the organism in Eukaryota, Metazoa, Arthropoda, Branchiopoda, Diplostraca, Daphniidae. Bases 98 to 784 code for a protein of 228 amino acids. Gene Ontology annotation, molecular function: structural constituent of chitin-based larval cuticle.
CACAAGGGUGUUAGGUGGACGAGUAUAAAAGAGCCUGGUGGCAGUCCAUCAACAGCAUCCUCCUCGAGCUCUUCCUUUAGUCUUUACGAGAACGACAAUGAAGUCCACGAUUGCUUGUCUGUUGGUGUUGGCUGUUGCCACCCAAGCUCAAUUCUUCGGAUACGGUGGAUAUGGUGGAUACUACGGAAAUUACGGUGCCUAUCCGUUCGCCGGCGUCCGCGCCAUCACGGCCUACACUGGAAUCCCCGCAACUGCCGCCGUCCCCGCCGCCUUACCCGUCGCUUACGGCUACCCUUCUAUCUCCGCCACCCAGUACCACGCUCAGGACGAGCUCGGUCAGGCCAGCUUUGGCUAUGCUCACCCCGGACAGGCCGCCACUAACCUCCGUGACGGUUUCGGCAACCAGAUCGGCAGCUACGCUUACGUCAACCCGGAAGGCAAGGAAGUCCGUGUCUCCUACACUGCCGACUCCCGAGGCUUUCGCGUCCAAUCCAACGACUUGCCCGUCGCUCCCGUCGACAAUUCGGUAGCACCCCUCCCGGUCCAGGACACUCCCGAAGUGGCCAAGGCCAAGGCCGAUCACGCUGCCCUUGUCACCGCUGCCAAGACCGCCGCUACCCCGGCCGUCCGUGCUAAGCGCCAAGCAGUCUUUGGCUACGGAGCUGCUCCUUUCGCUUACCCCGGCUAUGCCGUCGUCGCUGCCCCAGCCAUGCCCGUCCGUGAGGCCACUUUGACCAAGGUCAUCCACACCCCUGGCCACGCAGUCUCUUACCGCGUCGACUAAAUUUUUGUUAAAUAGCAGAUCAAAUAUUUUUAUAUUCUUUGUCUUUUCCUUUAUUUCUGCGAAAUACAAUUUCUACGGAAAAUCGAAAUCAA